This is a messenger RNA of Aureococcus anophagefferens, 1255 nucleotides long. RefSeq names its product expressed protein. Lineage: Eukaryota; Pelagophyceae; Pelagomonadales; Pelagomonadaceae. The transcript has a single exon. The annotation marks the transcript as partial. The record is from RefSeq and is a predicted model, not a curated record.
AUGGCCUCCGCCGGCGCGCUGGACGCGGCGCUCGCCGCGCUCCACGCGCCCGUCGAGGCGCGCGCGGCGCAGGAGGAGGCGGCCGACGGCGCGCUCGUCUAUAGCGUGUGCCCGGAGCAGCUCGUCAAGGACAUCGAGCAGAGCAUCGUCGUCGAGAAGCCCGAGGCGGCGACGAUCCAGGCGCGGCUCUUCGCCUGCGCGCGGCCGCGCGACGUCUGCGCCUUCCUCGAGGCCACGCAGUCCGACGCGUCCGUCGAGCGCGCGCGCACGGCGCUCCUCAAGCUCCUCGCCGCGGCGAUCCGCGACCACGGCUGCGGCCGCUACGGCGCGCGCGCCUUCGCGACCCUCAAGGCCGUCCUCGAGGCGCCGAACGGCGCCGCCGUGCGCGCGCACGCCGCCGCGGCGCUCCGCGCGCUCGCGAAGCGAGGGGAAGGACCCGGCGACGAGGCCUGGCGCGUCCUCUGCGACGCGCGCUUCAAGGAGCUGCGCCAGGCCAAGAAGUCGGCCCCCGGCGCCAAGGACACGGGCCGCACCUGCGCGGCGGAGCUCGUGAAGCUCGUCGCGCGCUGCGUCGCGGACCGCGUCGACGCGUCGCCGGAGCUCGACCCGGCCUCCAUGGACCCCGUCGCGCCGUGGCGGGAGCUCGGCGCGAAGGUCCUCGCGCUCGCCAUAGCCCAGCUCGAAAAGUCCAAAAGCGACCGGCGCGUCGACGCCGCCGCGUGCUUCGCCGCCGCGGACCGCCUCGCGACGACGCGCGCGUUCCGGGAACGCGCGGCGUCCGCGGGCGGUUUGGCGGCGAAAGCUUUGGCGGAUUAUGCGACCGACGCCUCCGCGAAGCAGUUCGCGGACCCCGCGAAGGCGCUCCGGCUGCUGCGGCGCCGCGCGGCCGUCGUCGCGCCGUCGGCGCGCGGGUCGGGCGCGGCCGCGCUCUUCGAUUUGCUCUGGCGCGUGGCCACGGUGCACCCGUCGGCGUCGUCGAAGACGCCGCCGCCGGAGAAGGUCGCCAAGCACGCGGCCGCCGCGCUCGAGGCCGUCCUCGUCGCCCUCGCGGCGGACGCCGGCGAGGACUGGGCGCCCGUCGUCGCGGCCCUGGAAACGUCCGCGGCCGGCGCGGCGCGCGCGUUGGGCCCCGGCGGCUGGCGCGACACCGCGGACGCGACGAAGGGCGCGGGCCUCGCGCUCCGCUGCGUCGCCGCCCUCGCGCCGGCUUUGGCCGGCGACGACGCGGCGCGGCUCCUCGCCGCGGCGCUCCUCU